GUACAGAGCGGCCCGUCCGUCUCGUCUCAUCUGUCAGUCGCUCAGUCAGCGGUCAGUUGGAUAGUGCGGGACGUUACGAGCUUAAAGUAAGGUUAACCGCUGGUGAUGUGCGGUUGUUGAGUUGAUAUUACCAAGUGUCCGUCCUGAGCCUUGAUGAUUAUAGUGAAGAUGUUUGUGUGUGGAAGGUGAGUGAAUAACCUUCAUUAUUAUACAAGACAUUAAUGAGAUAUAAAGAAACAUAAAUAAUAUCUAACAUAAUAUUAUCCUAACCAAGACAGAGUGUUACCUAAAAGUGUAAUUAACUCUCAGGUAAGAAGUUAAUAAGACUGUAACUUAUUAAUUUACCUGUCACCGUAGUAGACUGUGUCCACUAACACCUUCACUACGGCGCCGCCACUCACACGAGUUUAUUCAGCGCAGUGUUAAGUUAAUAAUAAAAAAAGAAAAAAAAAUUGAAAAAAAAAAUAUUAUUGUCUCAACUGAAAAAUAACAAAAUCGUUCAUUAGAGUGAUCAUAGUGUUGUGUGUUGAACUCACCCCAAGUUCUGUGAUUUGUCGUGAGCUGAGACGACACAAAGAUCUGUUGUGGUGUGUGUGAACCAAGACGACCUGAAGAUGCUCGGUAGUGUGGUGGUGUGCUGAGGACGACACCUUCGUCAUGACCAGCCCCUACCAGCUGGCACUUCUGGGCAUGACAAGAGGGCAGGAGUCUGACGAAGACACAAACAAGCCCUUAGAACUACUGGAGGGUUACUACAGUUAUAUCAAAGUUACUCCUCUACAGUCCGUUUUCUCUUAUGGCAACAGUACAGAGCCAGAUGGCGGGCACGGUGGGGCGCCUCUGGGCCUCGCUCUCCUCAUAGCCAUGGUCUCCGUCGCCCUGGCUAUUGCUAUCAUCGCCCUCCUUAUAAGGACCACCACCACUGUGUUCUGUCGCUGUCACCUCCUGUUAAAAGUGGACAUAGAAAACACACGUUGUAUUAGUUAUAACAAACGCCGCGACACAGACAAGGACAAAAUACGUGAACGAAGUAACAACUGUGGGUGAUAUAGACAGUUGUGGUGAUUAAUAGACGUUGAAAUAAAACAAAAGAAAACUUGUGUAGAAGGUUAAUAAGUACUUUAAGUUGUGGAAAAUACCAAUCAUCCAGGAAGAAACACCUCGUUUGUUUACUUUGUGGCAGGUGUUCUUAGCCACUCAGAAGGUGCUCCUCGGCCAAUCAGAAGUGCUCCUAGGCCAAUCAGAAGUGUUCCUAGGCCAAUCAGAAGUAGAUCCUCGGCCACUCACAAGUGUUCAUUUAAGUUUGUUAAGAAGACAGCCAGACGUGAAGAAUGUCGAUCAAGAGGAUGAGUAAGAUGAAGCUGGUGUGGAGCCAGAGUAUGGUGAACCUGGCCAUCCUGGACCCUGAGACGGCCAUGAUCAUCGCCCAGGACACCCACUACUUUAUGUACGGCAAGAUGAGGCGACGACAGAGUUCAGACACGACCGACAUGGAGCUGGACAUGCCCACUGAUCCCUACCUGCAGGUGAG
Molecule: messenger RNA, 1531 nt
Organism: Homarus americanus (American lobster)
Lineage: Eukaryota; Metazoa; Arthropoda; Malacostraca; Decapoda; Nephropidae
Exons: 5
Coding region: 658-1047 (129 amino acids)
Source: RefSeq, a predicted model, not a curated record